Sordaria macrospora k-hell is the source of this 1455-nucleotide messenger RNA. RefSeq lists its product as uncharacterized. The record is from RefSeq and is a predicted model, not a curated record. Gene Ontology annotation, molecular function: oxidoreductase activity. Lineage: Eukaryota; Fungi; Ascomycota; Sordariomycetes; Sordariales; Sordariaceae.
AUGUCUUCCAAACCAGACAUGGAAGCAGCAACCCCCCACUGCAUCUCGAUCCCCCCCUCUGCCACCGGCCUCUGGGGCACCCCCUCCUCCUCCCCCUCUCCCCUCCUCCCAUCAACCUAUCCCGGCCCCAUAAUCCCCUCCCAACCCCCCCAAGCCUCUUCCCUCCUCUCCCGUCUCCUCCAGUCCGACAUGGCGCACCACCACGUCUUUUUCAACACGGACGGUUUCCACAACCACAUCCCGCACCACCUCCUCGCCCUCUACGGGACCUCUGCCCCCGCCGAGGCCUUACAAAAAGCCUACGACGGGAAUGCUGGGUAUCAACGGCCCGUGUUGCCGGAGCACAAGGAGGUCGUGUCGGAUCUUAUCACGGACUGGAAAAGGGAUGCGAAGAAGUAUCUGGGUAGGGAGGUGUAUUACCCUGAUUUUUUGGCGUUUUUUAAGAGGGAGAUGGAUGCCGCCGCCGCGCGCACAGAAAAGGAUGGAAAGGAACUGGGGUACGAAGAGGUCGUGAAUGAGUACUUAUUCAGCGGCACGCCCGAGGCGGAUAAUUUAUUGGUGAGACUAUACUCCGGUUUCUUACACCCGCUGAUCCAGCUCAUGUACGGGCUGGAGUGGAAGCAACCGGCGAUAGUAGCCGAGGGGCUGGCGCAGGCGGCUGUGCAUGGGGAUGAUAUUGGUGUUUAUCUUUUGGGAGCUGAGCGGGAGGCUGCGAGAGUCAAGUCCAAAUCUGAUGCUCCAGAGCAGAUGGAUAGGAUUCUGGAUCUACUGGAGAGGGGUGUUAGGGGGAAUGAAAAGUUGGCCAAAGCAGCCAGGAUGGGUGAUGCCAAUAAGAUCCGUGAUGGAGUGCUGGUUAGAGCCAAGGAGGAGGCGAUACAGCUGGCGGCCAAGGUCAAGCUCAAGGCGACGACAGAGAAGGAACUGCAUGAGAGGACGGCGGAGAUGUAUGAUGCCGCGGUGUUCAUGGCGAGCGCGGCGGCGUUGGUGAAGAGGGAUCAGAAGAAGCCGCCGAGGUUUGAUUUCUUUUUGAUGCACCACGUAACCUCAGCACCAUUCUUCACCACCGUCAACGCCCAAGAUUGGAUCUCAUUCGACACAAAAGUCCGUCUUCUCGAGUGGAAGAUCAGGAUGGAUCUGGUGCAGUAUGCGGCCCGUGGAGCGCCGGAGCUGUCGCUUGAUGCUAUUACUUCUUAUCAGCCCAAGGAGAAGAAGAAGGCAUCUGGGACUCCUGAGGAAAUCAUCUCCUCCAACCUCCACUUCUUCGAGGAUGAUGGCCAUGCUAUCAAGCUCGCCAGAGCUGCACGGAUUUGCCAGCUCUAUUACCAGACGAGAGACGACGAGUACUGGAACAAGAUCUACCACCUAAUUGUUGACUCGGUCCUGGCACCGGGUCCGAAUUGGGUGCGUAGUUGUGGGUUUGAUGAGGCGUGGGAGGAGAUUCCGGAUGUUGAGUGA